Colias croceus (clouded yellow) is the source of this 972-nucleotide messenger RNA. RefSeq lists its product as uncharacterized. Lineage: Eukaryota; Metazoa; Arthropoda; Insecta; Lepidoptera; Pieridae. The record is from RefSeq and is a predicted model, not a curated record. The transcript has 2 exons. Gene Ontology annotation, molecular function: protein binding. The coding region runs from base 70 to 945 and encodes 291 amino acids.
ACAUUCAUAAUCUAACCAUCACCGCAAACGGAGUUUCUAUCUAUUCUUUAUUCUUUACUAUUUAUAAAAAUGAAGUGGUUAAUAUUAUUAAUAUUUAUAUUAUCUUUAUUCGACGGGGACUCUUGUUUUGAUCUGCCUAAUCAAUCCUGUGGGUCUGAUUUAACUAUAGACAAGGAUCAUUACAAUAUAUCAGAUGUCUACAAUAUAGGUGAUGCAUAUCCAACAGAGACACAAUUUGAUAAGUAUGGCAACUUGUUUUUCAUCGAAUCCGGUCAAGACAUUAGAGGUUACUAUUUUGAUGCGAAGGUGAUUAAAACAAAUUCAACUGUUCCUGAAAAGAUUGCGGGUCUCCCCGAGGGACUCAGCUAUUCUAUCGCCGUUGAUAAAAGAAGUACAAAAGUUUAUAUUGGAACAGGGAAGGGAAUCUAUGCAUAUAAUUACGAUUCAGAAGAUACGAGUUUAGUUUCGUCGCCAAAAAUUAAAUCAAAUAUGCUAUUUUUAGACAAAGAUGGUAACAAGUAUAUAACGGAUAGCCCCGAUGGAGUUGAACAAUUGUAUUUACUAGCAGGUGAAAGAAAAAUUCCAUUCAAAUCUCUUGAAGCUCUGAAUGAAGUGGCAGUAGAUGACAACAAUAACUUUUACUUCAUAAGGGAAGAAAAGCUAUUCGUCCUUAAAUCUAAUCUGUCUCAUCCUGUUUUCAUAGGCAAUGUCACUUAUGAUGGCUUUGCCCAAAUAUCAUUCCAUAAACAUAUUGUUUAUGUUGCCAGUGAAACAUUAACAUAUCUCCACGAAAAUGAUACAGGUUCAUUAAAAAAGGUUAAAAAUUUACCGGGAAACAUAACGGCUAUAGCUUUUGAUUAUUCAAAUAAUUUCGUACUAGGUACUCGCGGCAAGAUUUUGAAAUAUGAAAACAAAAAUAAUGAAUGUUAUCAUAGAAAAAUGUAAAAAUCAAAAUAAAAAAUAUUAUUCUAA